Messenger RNA from Corythoichthys intestinalis (scribbled pipefish), 2874 nucleotides. Its product is annotated as phospholipase A and acyltransferase 2-like. Gene Ontology annotation, cellular component: cytoplasm. The transcript has 4 exons. The coding region runs from base 98 to 637 and encodes 179 amino acids. Gene Ontology annotation, biological process: N-acylphosphatidylethanolamine metabolic process. Gene Ontology annotation, molecular function: A2-type glycerophospholipase activity; glycerophospholipid phospholipase A1 activity. The record is from RefSeq and is a predicted model, not a curated record. NCBI's taxonomy places the organism in Eukaryota, Metazoa, Chordata, Actinopteri, Syngnathiformes, Syngnathidae.
GCACGCCCCGCAGUGCACACACCCUCCUAUUUUUUUUUUUUUUUUUCCCACACCGACAUACGCAAAACUUGUCAACGUACUGUUCAAGGAGUCCGGCAUGGACUUGGAGGCGCAGAUCGAGGAGAUCUCGUCAUCGGCCAAAUUCGGAGACCUGAUCGAGUUCUCCUACCCCAUUGGCUACUCGCACUGGGGCGUGUACGACGAAGACGGUCAUGUGAUCCACUUUGCGGUGGCAGAGGAGGGCCAGCUGAUGUACAACAUCCGCACCUCCCUCCAAUCGCUGCUCCCGGUUAUGGGCGACAUGCUGCUGGGUACCACCCGGAUCCGUCGUGUGCCGCUGGGCGAGGUCAACGUCCCUGACGGCGUCCACAUCCUGAUCAGCAACAACCGGCACGCUUUCGCGGCGUCCUCCCCCGAGGACAUGCGGCGGCGGCGCGACGCCCUGGAGGGCGAGGAGCUCGCCUACAAUCUCUUCUGGUUGAACUGCGAGCACUUUGCCACCUUCGUGCGAUACGGGAAAUCCGUCUGCAACCAGAUUCCCACCAGACCUAAAAACGUGGAGGCCGAGUUUGCCACCAAAACGUUCCAGGACAUUGUCGACGCCAAAGCUGCCGCCGACAACGACGACCUAUCGUAGUUAGAGGUCAAGCACGCCAACGGAACUCUUGUCAACAAUUUGAGAAAUAAAAUGCAAUUUCAGGAGAAAUUGCGUGGGGAUACUCAAAGGCCGAUGCGGAGUUCUUGGUCCAAAAACAUGACCUUUUGCUCAAAGAGUGUCCAACGAUUGUUUUUGUGAUGAAGAAAACUGCGUGGGAAAGCUUUGCUUGCUGGUCGGUUAGCAUUCGUGGGUCUCUUGCCGUUUGGGGUACUUGUGGGUUUUUCCUGUUGAUUCUACAUCAAGGUUCACUAAAUCCAGACCUCGAGCCACUUUUCCUGUCGUGUUUUCCAUGUCUCCCUCCUUCAACACACCUAAAUCAAAUAAUGAGGAUCAUUAUCAGGUUUCUGGAGAGGUUGCUGAUGACAUAAUCAUUUGAUUCAGGUGUGUUAGGGGAGAGAGACAUGGAAAACACCAUAGGAAAAGUGGCACCCAGGUCCAGAUUUGCUGAACCCUGUUCUAGAGCAAUUCCAGGUCACUUCCAGUGUUUUCAGGUCUUUAUAUAUCAAAAUAUUUAAAAUAUAUCUGUAUUUAUAAUAUGGCAUUGAUUUCAAAUUUUUUAAAUUUGGAACUUUUUGGGGUUCUAUACAUUCCUGGCACACUUCUGGGGGACUUCCAUUGGAUUUUAGGUCCACUGUUUCCAGGUAACCUUAAAAAAUAUUGUCGUAGUGUGUGUGUUAUGCACAAUAAAUUGUGGUAACAUAAAACGUCAAAUAGAACUCCCCUCUCAAACAAAGGUUUGCCUAUACUUUCAAUGCCACAGGGUGGCGCCAGAGGACAACUUUUCUCUAAAUGAAGAUUAAUUAGGACUACCAGAGCUGUCAAUUGCAGCUAAAGUCAAAUAUCUAGCAAGUUUGUUUUCCUCAGUGUUGUUUUUGGGAGCCCUAUUAAUUUUUGGAUGAAAAUACUUCUUAGUCUUAGUCAUAUUUUAGUCAUUUUAAAAGGUUUUAGCCCUUGUCUAGCUUUAGUCGACGAAAUCUCAUCCAAAUUUCCUCUAGUUUUAGCACUACAUCAUUUUCAAUUAAACCUACCUAGAAGCCACGAACUGUAUGGGAAAAAAAAUGUCUGAGCGUUUGAAAUCCUUUAGACCAAGGGCGUAGAUUUGCAUAGGGACAGUAGGGACAUUUCAAAUUCCAAAUGUUCUUGCUGACAAGGACAAUAAAGUUCUAUUCUAGUCUAUAUAACAUUACCAACUUUUCAGGAUGCUGAAAUUGUCCCCACCAACUUUUAAGCAACCUUAUUUGCAUUAUAUAAUGACUUUAGUUCUAUAGGUCAUUUAGAUCGUCUUCCCAUAUGUUCUAAGGAUAUAAUCGACCCGACCAUUAUUAAGUGAAUUACAGUACUUUCAUUAUAUUUAGACCCCUUUUCACUUGCUGAACGUGCCAGUCCAUUUUUUCCCCAUCAAACGCACAUUUGAUUGGCUGAUGACUUGCCCCCCCCCCCCCACACACGCAUUAAUGGCCCGACAGAAAUACAACAUGGCGCCUCCUUAAAAGACGAGGGAUAUUAAAAGUUUUAUUUCCGCCAGCAGCAGCCACUGUAAGUAAUGUAAAAAGACGUCAAUGCUGUGGAGGUGGGGAACACACCACUAAUGUAGCUGAAAGUCCGACCUGCAUCAGAGUUUGCAUAACAUUAAUCUGUGUGAAUUUCUCCAACUUGAGGAGGAAGCUGCAAUGAUAUAUCCUCCUGUAUGUUUUCUACUGUUAAUGUUAAACUUUAACAAAUGUAGUGAACUAAGGCUUACCCCCUUUUAGAUAAUUAGGGCUGUCAAAAUUAUCGCGUUAACGGGCGGUAAUUAAGUUUAAAAUCACGUUAAAAUAUUUGACGCAUUUACCACACAUGCCCUGCUCAAACAGAUUAAAAUGACAGCACAGUGUAAUGUCAACUUGUUGCUUGUUUUUUGUUUUGUCGCCCCCUGCUGGCGCUUGGUUGCUACUGAUUUUAUGGGUUUCAGCACUAUGAGAAUGGUAAUUAUUGACGUCAACAAUGGCGAGCUACUAGUUUAUUUUUUGAUUGAAAAUUUUACACAUUAAAACGAAAACAUGAAGAGGGGUUUUAAUAUAAAAUUUCUAAACUUGUACUAACAUUUAUCUUUUAAGAACUACAAGUCUUUCUAUCCAUGGAUCGCUUUAACAGAAUGUUAACAAUGUUAAUGCCAUCUUGUUGAUUUAUUGUUAAAAUAAACAAAUACAGUACUUAUGUACCGUAUGUUAAAUGUA